UUACGUGGAAAAUAUAUAAGCCGUGUUGCGCAUCAGAUCUAAGCUGCACCAACGGAAAGUGAUGAACAUGGACCUUUUCGCUGUGAAGUUGGUCGCAGUCUUGGUGGCGUACCUGGAGUUCUCACUAACUCCUGCCAGUGGCAACAUAGCUUGCGAAUUUGUCGAGAUAUUCGGAGGAUGGUGUGAUACCUACGAGCGUCUCAAGUUUAACGGUAGCCUGCUUGCCUGCAGCUACAUGUGCGCUCUUACGAAACCCGCGUCAUGCUACAAUACAGAGACGAAGGAGUCACCUUGUUUGAUAUUCGGCGUCCAUACUCGGAACGGGGCAUGCAUCAAUGGAACAUGUACUCCAAUGAACGAAGCAUUGGAAUACUUCAAGAACAAACAAAACACGCCGAAAACAACUCUAGACUGCGAACAUGGCCAUGACUAUUUAUAUGACAAGUACGGACCUUUCGGCUGCAAAUAUUACUGCAAGCACAAUGGGAAACCUGCUAACCGCCCCGACGGCACAGUGUGUCAGAGGCCAGACACUACCAAGAAGGGCAUAUGUGACGAGUACGGCUACUGUGUAAAGGAGAUAGUCCACUAUGGGUGAUUGCUCAGAAUUUUACAGCCCUGAGUAUAAUGCCCGUUAGGCAACACUUGCUUUCUACCAGAAAAUAAAGAAUGACCACUUCGCUCA
Molecule: messenger RNA, 685 nt
Organism: Ornithodoros turicata
Lineage: Eukaryota; Metazoa; Arthropoda; Arachnida; Ixodida; Argasidae
Exons: 7
Coding region: 62-598 (178 amino acids)
Source: RefSeq, a predicted model, not a curated record